Molecule: messenger RNA, 2622 nt
Organism: Adineta ricciae
Lineage: Eukaryota; Metazoa; Rotifera; Eurotatoria; Adinetida; Adinetidae
Source: the annotation of a GenBank genome assembly
AUGGAAAACGAAAUAGAAAAUGCGGAACAACAACUAAACCUAUUGAGCACAACAAUGCCGAGAAAACGAUCGAAAUCAAAAGAUCAACGGUCACGAGCCGUUUCUCAAGUAAUAAUUCAACAUUUAUGGGCUGUUCUAUUAUUAUUCGCAGUUGUGGCUGCAGGAAUUGUUGCAAUCAUUUAUAUUCCUCGACUUAUGAAUAAGAAUGAUGAAAAUAUUGUUCUGAAACAAGGAACAUUCUUUGGUAGAAAUCCUUAUCAACGAGGAAGUUCAAAUGAUGAUUAUGGUUUAAGUCGCAGUCGAAACAAAGGAAGACAACUAUUUCUUCGACGACAAGGUCCACCUGAAGCAAUUGGUCGAGUCAUUCUUUUCUUCAAUCAACCAGCGGUCAAUGGAAAUCGAAGAAUUCCACGACGUGUACAUAUCCCUGCCAUUCAAUAUGACCGACGACGAUUUUCUUUGGGAGAAGACUUUACAAAAUAUAUGCUUUCAACUCCAAUAUUUGCCCAUCGAUUCACUAAAGAAACGAUUAUUUAUUCAUCAGGAUCAGUUUACAUUUUACCUUCGUUGAUCGAUGCUGAUGAAAGACAAUAUUCAAUUGCUUCGCUUAUUGCAUCUGGUCACAUUAGUUUAGUUGAUCCAAGAAUAAGAUCAAGUAGUUCAUCGGAUAUGACACAUUAUUUUCGAUCAACACCGAUAAAUGGGCCAGGUAUUCCUGAUAUGGAUAGGGAAACGGGAGGAUUUUCUGGUAGUAUGCAUACGAACAUCGGCUCUUUCGGUACCGAUGAUGAUGAAGUUGAUGAAGAUGAUGAUGAAGAGGAAUAUGAAAACGAGUAUCGAAAGCCAUCGCGUGGAAAGAAUAAAUAUGAUCCAACACGAACUCGUCAUACACAAUCACCGAAAACUUCGAAAACAUCAACAACUUCAACGACAACGAUGAAAAGUACCACGACCUCAACAAACGAAGCAAUUUCAACUCGUAAACCUGUUCAUGUACAUGCCACAUUAAUUCUGGAUUAUAUUUAUCCAUAUCCACAAUCGAAAAAACCCGUUAUAUCUGCGAAUUAUUCCUAUCCAGGUCCUUUAAUUGAAGCUUAUGAAAAUGAUACUUUGAUCAUUCGAGUAAUCAAUCGAUUAGAUGUUCCAUCAGGUAUCCAUUGGCAUGGAAUUUUACAAUUUGGUACUCCAGAUAUGGACGGUGCUAUUGGUGUUACACAAUGUGCAAUACCUCCAAAUCAUGAAAUGAUUUAUGAAUUUAAAGCCGAACCAGCAGGAACAUUGUGGUAUCAUGGGCAUCUUCUUGAACAAUAUGCAGAUGGUUUAAUUGGACCAUUAAUCAUUCGUCGUCAAGAUGAAUAUUAUAGUGAAUUAUAUGAUAGUGAACAAACACUUUUAAUUUCUGAUUGGUAUAAUCUUCGUGCACAUCAUGAUUUGAUGUCUUGGCAUUCACAUCGUUUAAAUCCAUUUGGUCUUCCUCCUCUUCCAGAUGCAAUUGUUGUCAAUGGGAAAUUUACUCAAUCAUUGUUCAUUCCACUGUCUGGUUCUAAACAUAUUCGAUUUCGAAUAGUAAAUAGUGCUAUUUAUUCAAUGUUUACACUCUCAAUUGAUGGUUUACCUUUACAUGUUAUUGAAGUUGAUUCAACUAUAACUGAACCGUAUGUUGUAGAUUCAUUUGCAAUCAAUGUUGCUCAACGUAUUUCAUUUUAUGUUGAUUUAACUGAAUUAGAUUCGACAUAUGCAUUACCAAAUGGAUCAUUACCUCAAUCGCUUUUUAUUCGAAUUAAAGCAGUUACUUCGAACUUCUUUGAAGAUAUUCUCAAUUAUAUUCCUCCCUAUGAAAAUCAGUCUUAUCCAUAUCCAACAUUUUAUACUCCAUUAUAUGUCGCUAUUUUAUCAAUUGAUUCAACAAAUUCAACUCCAUCUUACGCAAUUAGUGCCGCGACUCCAAUCCCCGCCAAAACUGUAACUCCAUUUGAAACAAAUCUUCUUGAUGCUCGACCAUUAACUCAGACUGAAACAACAAUUCCAAAUGCAACACAUUAUUUAAAUGUUCGUGUUAAAUUUGAUUUUGGUACAGAUGGACUUGUUCAUGCAUUCAUCAAUAAUGUCACUUAUUCUUCAGAUGCCAAUUAUAUGCAUAUGAGAGAUGAUCCAGCGAUAGGAUUUACUUCAGAUCUGAAUUUCAUCACCUUUUUAGAAAAUGAAAAUUCUUUAUCAAUUAUUCAAAGUGAUCAAAAUGGACAUUAUUUAGUUCCUUAUAAUGCUGUUCUUGAUGUUCUCAUCAAUAAUACAGCUGUUGGUGAACAUCCAUUUCAUCUUCAUGGUUUUACUUUUUGGGUAAUUGCAACAUCUGAUUAUCCAGAUGCUGAAACAUUGUAUGCAGGAAAUUAUUUACAACGUGAUACGAUUAGUGUACCAUCAGGUGGUUGGGCGAAAAUUCGAUUUCUUGCUGAUAAUCCUGGUGCAUGGUUCUUUCAUUGUCAUAUUGAUUGGCACAUGGCUGAUGGAUUAGCGUUGGUUUUCAUUGUCGCACCCGAACAAAUGGUGGCUAAUGGAUAUCAAAUUCCAGAAAGUGGAUUGAAACUUUGCAAAGCUUUACAACGAUUCAACAAAACUUAUUAA